Messenger RNA from Paramormyrops kingsleyae, 2519 nucleotides. The record is from RefSeq and is a predicted model, not a curated record. NCBI's taxonomy places the organism in Eukaryota, Metazoa, Chordata, Actinopteri, Osteoglossiformes, Mormyridae.
GGCCUUCCAUACCCAACUGUUUUUUACGUUUUGUCACUAUCUGUCACUAUCUGGAGCUGCCUUCGAAAUUUCGAAAAGCCACGAGUUCCACCGCCGGCCGACAGAGGGCAGUACCGCACCGCAUAUUCGCUAAGGUACAGGAGGAGGGUUUGGAGCCAGCGAGAAGUUCCUCUAAGGCUCAGCCCUCCCUUUUCGGUUCCGUCGCUUGCAUCUCCGAAUUGCACGCCGCGGCAGGGUCAGUGGUGCUACCGGGAUGGCUGUGAAUCUGAGCAAAAACGGUGCUGCGCUUACGGCUGCCUACAAAGACGUAGUGGACGAGAAGUCGCAGACCAACUGGGCCUUAUUCACAUAUGAGGGCAAUACCAAUGACAUCCGAUUGGCUGAGAAAGGAGAGGGUGGUCUGGAGGAGCUUGUGGAGGAGCUGAGCAGCGGGAAGGUCAUGUACGGCUUUUGCCGGGUUCAAGACCCAAACUCCGGCUUGCCCAAAUAUGUCCUUAUUAACUGGACUGGAGAAGGUGUGAAAGAUGCCAGGAAAGGACAAUGUGCAAAUCACGUCAGCUCCAUCGGCAAGUUCUUAAAGGGUGCCCAUGUCACCAUCAAUGCCCGAGCAGAGGAGGAUGUCGAGCCGGAGUCUGUCAUGCAGAAAGUUGCCAAGGCCUCAGGGGCCAACUACAGCUUUCACAAGGAGUCCAACCGCUUCUGUGACACUGGCCCUCGGGUCCCCGUGGGAUCCGUCUAUCAGAAGACCAAUGCUGUAUCAGAAAUUAAAAAAACCAACAAGGACAACUUCUGGGCUCAGGCUGAGGUAGGAGGACAUCCUGGCCACCAGAAUUCAAAAUUAAACUACAUGGUCAUGCGCGUGUGCAGGUGCCUGUGCAGCAUGGUCAUGCGCGUGUGCAGGUGCCUUGUCAGCAUGGUCAUGCGCGUGUGCAGGUGCCUGUGCAGCAUGGUCAUGCGCGUGUGCAGGUGCCUGUGCAGCAUGGUCAUAUUAUGCGUGUGUGCAGGUGCCUGUGCAGCAUGGUCAUGCGUGUGUGCAGGUGCCUUGUUCACUGUGUGUAACACCAAUAUGGCCUCUUGUUCCCAGGAGGAGCAGAAAGAGUCCUGUGCGACACAUGGAGACUCUGCUAAAGCCAGUGUGGCAGCCCUUCCCAUCGCGAAAGGCUCCGUAAGUCCUAGGGACGUUUUUCAGCAGGAGAGAGACGUGGCUUCCAAAAGCACUGCUGCCAGCUCGCAACCAGAAACUGAGCCAUCAUCCAAUGGGAAGAAGGCCCCCACCUAUGAGGCUGCCCCCCCAGUGGAAGAGGAAGAGCUAUAUGAGGACAUCACAGAGGACAACACUGUCCAAGAGGAGCCCCCGCAGACUGAGGUGUCUGCCACAGAAAACGCAGAAAGUCACGGCACCUGUGCCAAGGCUCUGUAUGACUACCAGGCUGCCGACAACACUGAGAUCUCCUUUGACCCGGAUGACAUCAUCACAGGAAUAGAGAUGAUCGAUGAGGGAUGGUGGCGUGGCUACGCCCCGGACGGGACCUUUGGCAUGUUUCCAGCCAAUUACGUCGAGCUCUUGUAGGCCUUCUCUCCUCUCAGCGGCCCUGCCACUCGCCGGAAAGAGCGACAUCAUGCUCAGACCGCCAGAGGCCCCGUACAGUACCACAAAGGCCUUAACAUUUGGUGCUUUGCCAUUUGAAAAGCCAAACGCGGAGCGAUUUUGAAAAGUGGGAAAAUUCAAGGCUGGGCUCAUGCCUGACAGUUGUGGUUUAUCAGAAAACUUCAUUUCUUUCCUUUGCUUGUUUUCUCUAACACACACUCAGUGUUCAUUCUAAAAGUAGGAAAUUAAGUUGCCAUUCCUGGCUUUGUUAAUCUGUUAAUGCUGUGUUGUCCAUGCCUGCUCUGGUAAGUCUGUGACAGUGCAGUGUCUCCACUGGUAUGCAGAGGUUUCUUUCAUUGUAUCUGAUUUUUUUUGUUUGGUAAUUGCUGUUGAAACAUUGAAAUUUCCUUUUACAUUUUGUAUUUUUUUAUACUUUUAACAUUAAGUAAUGUAAAUGGGGAUGCUUGUAGAAAAAUAAAUGAGCUUAAUAUUAAUGUGGUCUGGUUUGACCUGGCUACACUGCUGCAAGCAAGUGCUCCCCCUAGUGGCUGCAUUGAAUUAACUUUUUGGACCAUGUUCAUAUAGCAAGUGACUUGACCUGUAAUGACAGGCAUGCCAUAGGCUGCAGUCUGUUCACUUUUAUGAUGUCAGCAUGAAACUCCUCAGUCAGACUCCUCAAUCAAACUAGAAUGAAAUUAUAUAACAUUGUUGUCUGCUGUGAAUUUUUUGAAGAUAAUUAUGAAAGGGUGUGUUCUUGUGGAGGGCGAAAACAUCCAGCCCAGGUUAGCGGUUACGCAUGCACAAACCUCAAUACUACACUUAAAUCAGGGUAACAUUGCUUCUGUACUAUUGUAAUUUAAUCUGAUUUUGAAAAUAAGGAAACUGGAAUAAAUAUACAACAUUUUAAAGAGUAAACCUAAAAUAACCUUGA